GCCAACAGUUGACCGCGACGCGCGCACGGUAACCGCGCGGGCGAGUGUUGUGAUACAAUAGUGACGGAAGUGCAACUUUUUGGUAAACAAAAUCAAUAAAAAAUGGCGACUAUAUUAGUAAAUUCAACACAAAGCGUACUGAAAGACACAUACGAUUAUUAUUUGUGGACUUUAUCGCUCUCGGACAGCAGAACAAAAGGAUGGCCGCUAGUCGACUCGCCCUUACCAACAGUCGUGUACACCCUACUUUACCUUUUCAUAGUCUGGAUAGGUCCUAAACUCAUGAAGAACAGAGAGCCCUUCAAGCUGACAUGGCUAUUAGUGCCUUACAAUUUAGCAAUGGCGUUAUUAAACGCGUACAUAGCUGUUAGGUUACUAACAGCGUCGUUCAGACUGCGUUACAGCUAUAUUUGUGAACCGUGCAGGCAGAAGUAUGACCCUGAUGAGUUACAGAUAGCCGACGCGGUGUGGUGGUAUUACUUCUCUAAGCUUCUAGAGUUCUGCGACACAUUCUUCUUUAUUCUGAGGAAGAAGGAUGAACAGCUGACCUUCUUGCACGUGUACCAUCACUCGACGAUGUUCUCGUUCUGGUGGAUCGGAAUAAAAUGGGUGCCGAGUGGAUCAACGUUCCUGCCGGCCAUGGUGAACAGCGGAAUCCACGUGCUGAUGUAUACCUACUACGGCUUGUCAGUGUUUGGCCCCACGGUCAGCAAGUUCCUGUGGUGGAAGAAGUACCUCACCAUCAUGCAGUUGAUCCAGUUCACCUGCGCUCUGAUCCUGGGCGUCAACGGGAUUCGAACCGGCUGCGAGUUCCCCCUGUGGAUGCAUUACGUCCUCAUCUUGUAUAUGAUCUCCUUCAUCGUACUCUUCGGCAACUUCUACAUGAAGGCUUACAUUGCUAAGGGCAGCAAAUGCAUGGAAGUGAGAUACGGCCAGUGUCUGGACGACGACGAAACUAUUGCGAAAAGAAAACUUAAAUGCAAUUAGUAUGAAUGUACAUAGAUA
This is a messenger RNA of Amyelois transitella, 1005 nucleotides long. RefSeq names its product elongation of very long chain fatty acids protein 4. Gene Ontology annotation, cellular component: endoplasmic reticulum membrane. The coding region runs from base 103 to 987 and encodes 294 amino acids. The record is from RefSeq and is a predicted model, not a curated record. Gene Ontology annotation, molecular function: fatty acid elongase activity. Gene Ontology annotation, biological process: fatty acid elongation, polyunsaturated fatty acid; fatty acid elongation, monounsaturated fatty acid; very long-chain fatty acid biosynthetic process. Lineage: Eukaryota; Metazoa; Arthropoda; Insecta; Lepidoptera; Pyralidae. The transcript is spliced from 7 exons.